ACUCAAGAGAAUAGGAUAAAUUUCUUUUUUCAAACAAAAGAUGGGAAUAGAAUAUGCUUUUCAUAUAUAAUAAUGCAGCAAAAGAAAAACUAGAGGAGGUUCCAAGCUCAAGGAUGGGAGAGAUAUCAAGAGAUGGUGAUAAAGGGGGAGGUUUAAGAGAGGGUUUUAGGUCCACCUACUGGUAGUUAGGGAUAGAAGCUCCUUAACCAAACUUCCAAGAGGAAGAACAAGAAGAAGAAGCGGAGGAGGAAGAAGAAGGAGAAAUUGAAACAAGAAGCAAGAAAAGAGGGAAGUUCAAGUAAAAGCCCCCCAAAAGCAAAAGCCAAGGCUCAAAAAGUGAAAACAAUUUUUCAAAAAAGUUAAAGCCAUCAUUUUUUUGGGGAGAGAGACAGAGAGAAACAGAAGAAAGAUAGGAAUAGCAGUGUAUGGGCGAGGGUUGGAUGCAUCUCUCACGUGGGGUUUGAUGGAAUGAUGGAUGGAAUAUAUGAUUAGAAAAAAAAAAAAAAAAGUGAAGGAAUUCAAAAUUCAUAGGUCUUUGAAUUAUCGUCUGGGGAUAUGAAGAAAAAAGUUGCUUCUUGGGAUCAUCAGAAAGUAUAUGGUUUUGUGAGGAUUUUGCAUCAGCGGAUCGAGUGUUGUUAUUGAGAUUUCCUGUUCCCUACAUCACCCACAACAGUUACUGGUUUACAGUUUCUGGACUAUGAAUCUGACUUGAACAAGAGGAUAAGGGAGUUUCAAGAGUGAAAAGCAUGGCUACUUAUUACGCUACUUCAAGUAAUCAAAGAGAUGCUGCCCCAAUGGUCUAUAUAAGGGAACCUUUGCCUGUUUCAUACCCGGAGGGGGCUGUUCUUCCUGGCAAUGCAAUGAUGUACAUGAAUUCUGGCUUAUUCCCGGAUGGAUUUGCUUCAAAUUCUCAGCUGCAAAGCAACUGCAUUGAAAUUCAAUCUGUUGAAGCUUCAAACUCAACCUCGCACCAGCAGGAAAUUCUACCAAACUUCGGAGGAUCACGCGUUGGGGAGCAUGAUUUCAGUGCUUGGAGGGAUGGGAGGAAUGAGAUGCUAAUUAUGCAUCCCAUGGGUGGACCUGCUGCUGCCAUUCUUCACAGUGGACAGACCUUGCACGGUCAGGGAUUGUCCCUUAGCCUUGGCACUCAAAUUCCUUCCGGAAUUCAACUCCCUGCCAUCCCCUAUCGGAAUCCAAAUCCGGGUUUUGCUUCAUUCUUCAGUCCAACUACAGUUCCUGGUGAGAGUGGCAGCAGGAAUGCCACUCCUAGAGAUGAAAGUUCAAGACUUGCUGAGUAUUUACCACCUGGUUUCUCUGGAGGAGCCCAAGAUCCAAAUAAAGGGGAUUUAUCCGGGUAUGGAACAUCUAGUGUCUCAAGAACCAUUCCUAAUUCCAGGUACCUUAAGGCUGCACAACAAUUGCUUGACGAAGUUGUUAAUGUUCGAAAGGCACUAAAGCUGCCCGAUGGAGAGAAAAACCAAAGUACACAUGAACAGCCAAUGAAGAGCAUUAAGGAAGGGGAUGGGGGAUCAAAAAAUGUGCCUUCAAACCCACAAGAAUCCAGUAACAACUCCCAGGUCGAGCUCUCACAUGCUGAAAGACAAGAAUUGCAAGGCAAAUUAACAAAGCUGCUGUCCAUGUUGGAUGAGGUAGAUAGAAGGUAUAAGCAGUAUUAUCAUCAGAUGCAGAUUGUGGUAUCAUCAUUUGAUGUCAUAGCAGGAUGUGGGGCUGCAAAACCAUACACAGCAGUUGCACUACAGACCAUAUCACGUCACUUCAGAUGCUUGCGCGAUAUGAUCAAUGGCCAAAUUCGUGCAACCCGCCAGCGCCUUGGAGAGCAAGAUGCUUCUGAAAAUGGUAAAGGAGUAGGAAUUACUCGUUUGCGGUAUGUUGAUCAACACCUGAGGCAACAGAGGGCACUUCAGCAACUUGGUAUGGUACAACAACAUGCAUGGAGGCCACAAAGGGGAUUGCCUGAAAAUGCUGUUUCAGUUCUUCGUGCUUGGCUGUUUGAGCAUUUUCUUCACCCUUAUCCAAAGGAUUCUGAUAAGAUCAUGCUAGCACGUCAAACAGGCUUGACUAGAAGUCAGGUCUCAAAUUGGUUUAUAAAUGCACGUGUGCGUCUAUGGAAGCCUAUGGUUGAAGACAUGUACAAGGAAGAAUUUGCCGAUGCAGAUAUGGACUCCAACUCUUCAUCUGAAAAUGCAGCUAAAGCAACAAAAGGGGAUACGAGUAGAGGUGAAGAUCUGCAGCAAAGUGGGAGUUCAACGGGAACUGAAAGAUGUAGCACUGGACAAUUGAUUGAUUCUAAGUCCGACAACAUUACUGAGGUAGAAAUGGCAGGUUCAACCGCAGGGACAAGUUUCCAGAACACGCACGCAGAAACUGAAGCUGAAUUCAGGUUAGCAAAGCUGAGGGCAGGGCAGACUAUGGAUGACUCUACCAGCUUACCUGAAGCACUUGCCCAUUCUGAUGGCAGUGGUGACAGAUUCAUGGCAGCUGCUGCUGCUGCUUACCAUAUGUCUGAGUUAGGGAGGUUUGGGAAUGGAAGUGGAAGUGGUGUAUCUCUCACAUUAGGAUUGCAGCACUAUGAGGGCAGUAGUCUACCGAUGUCUGGUGGAACUCAUCACAGUUUUGUUGCCAUGAGAGGGGAUGACAUAUACAAUGCCCAACCAUCAUCUUCUAUAGCAGCUGAAACAGCAGAUUUUGAAUGCAUAAAUCCUGAGAACCGGCAGGACAGGUUCAGUUCCUCUCAUCUGUUUCAUGAUUUCGUUGCAUGAAUGUAUGAGUUGCAUUUUUACACGGUUAAGUCUGCAUUCACACAAAGAAAACAACGAGGAGCAGGAGAGCUCCUUUUGAAUCAUUCAUCUUGUGUGUGGAUGGCAUUUUAGAACCUCUGAACAUGGAGACAUAUAAAACACAGCUGUAACAUAUAAGAAAUUGAUUGGAAGGUCCGCAUAUUUGUAAAGAUGUAUAAUUUUUGUUUAAUGUGUUGAAGGGAAGAUGUACAAUUUGUUUCAGCCCUGGGUAUUGAAGGGCUACAAAAAGGAAUACACUCCUGAUUUGAAAUAAAGGUAGGAAUUGGUUUGUUACCAUGUACCCAUGCGCUGGGAUUGUUAACAAAGAAUUCAUUCCUUGGUAUUGGCUUAUAAUAUGUGGUUGGCAUUAGGCCAGAUGAUGUAAUUCUUUGUUCCUUUUGGUUUAUGAGGCAGUGGUUAUAUAUGAGGUUAGAAACAUCAUUCCCA
Molecule: messenger RNA, 3245 nt
Organism: Rubroshorea leprosula
Lineage: Eukaryota; Viridiplantae; Streptophyta; Magnoliopsida; Malvales; Dipterocarpaceae
Source: the annotation of a GenBank genome assembly